UCCGCCCCCUCCCGAACGCGGAAGCGAGGCGGUUUGAAGCGCUGACAGGCCGGGGCGUGCUCCGGCGUGCCAUGGCGGCGAUUGGCGCCUACCGCUGCAUCGAAUGCAACAGGGAGGCGGCCGAGCUGUACAGGGACUACCAGCGCGGCGUGCUCCGCAUCUCCAUCUGCAAAUCCUGCCAGAAACCUGUGGACAAAUACAUUGAGUAUGAUCCCGUUAUCAUCUUGAUUAAUGCUAUUUUAUGUAAAGCACAAGCAUACAGGCACAUUCUUUUCAAUACAAAGAUAAAUAUUCAUGGGAAGCUCUGCGUAUUUUGUUUGCUCUGUGAAGCUUACCUCAGGUGGUUGCAACUACAGGAUUCAAGCCAAAACAUAGAUCCUGAUGACUUAAUCAGAUAUGCCAAGGAAUGGGAUUUUUAUAGAAUGUUUGGUAUAGCUUCUUUAGAACAAACUUCAUUUUUGGUUGGCAUUUUUAUUACCUUAUGGUGGAUGAGACCUAAAAUGCUGAAAACAAAGUCUGACUUCAUUUUACUUCUCAAAGCACUGCUGUUGUCCAGCUAUGGAAAGCUUUUGCUAAUUCCAGCUGUUAUUUGGGAACAUGACUACACACCUGUGUGCCUUGCGUUUAUAAAAGUGUUUGUCUUGAUAUCAAACUCUCAGGCAAUUAGAGUUACAUUGAACUUGAACCGACUGCUCCCUUGGUUGGCCAUCAUCUUUGGAUUAAUUUUGGAAAAUGGUGUGGUGUGCUUGUUCCAGAAAAUGGGAUGGGAUGUUUGAAACGUCAGCCCAGAUCUGAAGAAAUACCAACAAUGUGAUGAUCAUUUUCUGAGAAUGAUCUCUGCCAGCAGGCUCCAAAAACACUAUUUUCAUAGUGAUAAAGAAGGUGAUAGAUAACGAAAACUUGCAUUAGUGGUGAGCGUAGACAGCUCUAGGAUGAGUUUAAAUGAGAAACUUCAAAAGUUUGGCUAUUUAAUGUGGUGAGCCAUAAAACUUCAGCCUUAGCUUGUUUAUUUUCCCAUUAAAAAAUAUGAAUGUAUCACUAUCCUAAUAAGCUUUAUAAAUGUGGCUGCAUAGCUAUGGCUGUAACAAAAAAGGUACACUAAAAAAAUUCAGCAGUGCUACCAAUCACUGCAUUUUGGCAGAAAGAGGAGGAUGAAUUGUUCCCUUAAGAGGAAGAUAUAAAAAAAAAUGUAAAAGCCAAAAUUGAUAUUUCUGCAAAAACAGAUUUUCAAAGAGAGAAGUGAACAUGUGCAAACAGUUUAUUAGAGAAAAGGUAAGUAUUGCAGAGUAAAACUACAGUGGGAAAACUAAGUUGCAUGCUCUGGAAUGUUUAUGUAACAAUCCAAAAUAAUAAAAUAUCUAGUUCUAGAGUAAUCUCUAGGAACUAUAGUUUUAACUAGCUUGAAAUUUUAAGUGAUCUCAUAAAUCCUGCUGCUUUAUUCUGAAAGCUGAAAAGAGAGUGGGAGGACUCUGAUCCCCAGCAUACACGGUUGUUUGGGAUACCACUUCUUCUGCAUUUAAUGUUAAGCCACAUCCCCCACACCCAGCCCUCAUCUGGCAGCAGGUUUAGUGGAAGCAAAAAGUGAAGUAUGAGGCUGCUCAGCAAUACAGUAGUACUUGUUAAAAAAAAACCCAAACAACCCACAAACACAUGUUUAGGCCUAAAUUAGUGAUGAAACAUUUAUAGAAGUUCUGUACCUUUUUCCCCACCAGGCAAAGAGAGGGCUAGAUGGCCCACAAAGAAACUUGCAGAAUUGGUUUCUGCAGACAGUAAUUGGGACACGAACCUACUUCUUUUGUGCAGACCAGUUUCCUUUACGUUCCAUCCAACGUUUAAUUCUCUUGCUUCAGUUCUGGAAGGCUCUACUAUCUAUAGGUACUACUGCCAUUCUUCAUUUUCCUCAGAUGUCAUCUCCUAUCCGUGUUUUGCAAAAUGUAUCAAAUAAUAUUUUGCAACAUCUUCAAUUCCAAACAGGCUUAGAGUAAGUCUAGCUUAUGACCACAGAAGACAUCAGACAUGUUUGUCUGAUGCAACUGCCCAUGCCACGGUAAGUUACUUGGGUCAGAAAAGCAACUGGUUGCUGAUUCUGGCUGAGGCCACUCAUGUGCCAUUUGUGUUACACUUUACACGAGCAUGUAGCAAAGGCAAAAAAAACAAAAUUGCAACCUCUUUAAGUACAUGAGACAGUUUAACACUGCAACUGCUCCAGCAAGCACAUAGUUGUGAAGGUAUAUGAGGGAUUCACCUUGCUACUGGUGUGAAUCAGUGGCCAGACAACUGAGUGUAGGUGUGCAGUUGCUCACGGGCUGAGCAGCAGCCUUGGCAACACAGUACCUAGAACAUGCUUUGCUUUACAUAAUUAGAUUUGGGGAGAUACUCCACCCCCAAAAGCUUUUUUAAAAACAGUACGUUGCCAAAGGUGCUUUGAGUAGUGCUCAUCUUCCUCCUACAAGACGAGCACACGGCAUUGCAACAGAGACUGCAGGUUGAGAAGGUGCAAAGGGAAAGAGCAGUAGGUCUUUUAGAAAAGCUUCAGGGAUGCUGGUCUGGCCUGCUUUCAUUUUCUUCCUGUCAGCACUGUCACUGGUUUCAGUCUAAAGGCUGAGUGGAGUACAUUUAAAUGUGACUAUUGCAAGGGGAAGAUUUUGCAUUACAUGUAAUGUAAAUAUUGCCUAGUCAGCAGCAAAACCAUAAAUAUAAUGUAUAUAAAUUUUGCUUUGGGACAGUUUUCUUAAACUUUAUUUUGAAUUUAAAAUAAUUGAUUUCAGAACAUUUUGUGAGUUUUAUUCAGAAGACCUAGAAUGGACACAAACACAUUCCGAAAGAAGAAAUGUUUAUCAAUUGUGUCAUAUAUGCCAAUAACAUAUCAGUUAUGCACUCUGUAAUGCUACGAGGAGCCACCACUGUCCUUAUGCAACUUUCAGGAUGGAGAAGAAAAUCAAGAGCUACAGAGCUGUGGAACAAAACCAGGUGUUGUACAGGUUUUUAGUCUUCAGAAGCAUUGUUAUUGUCUAGUAGUGUAGGACAUUCUGCCUUGUGUGGUUUUAUGGCUACUCAUUUACCAGAACUAACAUGACAAAUACACCAAUAUUUUGUAAAUCUAGGGGGAGCUUAAGGAUGCCGGGGCGGGGGGGGGGGGGGGGGGGCAGGUGUAUGUGCAUUUUUUAUGCCUUUGGAAAAGGGUUCUAUAUGGUGCUUCAGAGAGAACUGAGGCUAUUUUAAGGUCCUGACUGUUUAAAACAGUCAUCUCUCUCUCACUUACAUUCCUUUUUGUCUUUUGAGCAACUCUUCUUUCAUAAACUAUUUGUAAUGAAAUAGUCACCUGUGCUGGAAGAUGUAUGACAAAUAGCCUGCCCUUUCUGUAUAUCUUCAGUUCCUUCAUUAACUUAUGGGAAAGGAUUUACUUGGGUUAAAAAUAUAACAGUCUGCAAAUGAAGCCAUGUAAACUCUUCGAGUUUUGCUUGGAAUCAAAAGGGAUAUAAUGGCACGUGGAGCAAAUUCCAGAAUUCUAUCAGAUGAAAUGCACAGAAGAACCAGUGAUGUUACUCAGACUUGGGUUGAGCAAUGGUUUAGUGAUUGCGUAGUGGGAGCUGGGAACUUUAACUGGGUCCAUAGGUCAGGUAACAAGUAUUUAGAAAUUACUCUAUACAAAAUUGGAGACUUAGAGUAUAAGCUAGGAAGGGUUAAAAGAGAAUGUAGGUGUCAGGCAGACUUCUACAAAAAUAAGAGUUGAGAAGACUAUAAAAACUAGGGGUAGAAUCUCAAAAAAAAUUAGUACGUAAGAAAAGAUGCGGUAUAGAUGAGUGUAUGAUUAAGCAAAUAUAUGAACGUCCUAAGUUUUCAAAGGAUGAAUAUGAAGGAAGAAUAUUAUUGUAGACAUUUUUCCAAUAGUCUAAGUGAUAACAUGAAAUGGCGAAGGAUGUCCUCCAAACAGUAAAGUCUAUGGGUUUCCCUAGAAAAGUUACUGAUAACCUCAUUACUUAAGUGGUUUGCACUUCAUCCUUGAAAAUACACUUUUAUAAGCAGAAUUACCAGUUGUACAGAGAUAGAAUUAGUCACUGUGCAUAGGAAGAGCUGUGCAACAGCAGAGCUUCUCCCUUCAUUCUGCAAUAGUGUGUGUUGCAUUAGGUUUUGCUGGCGGAGGCAAGGGCUACUACCCUUGUGACCUCGUGCAAGUACAGACAAGCGAGUCCUUUCUUCCACGACAAGUCAUAUCUCAGGCAUAUAAACUGCUAUUUGUUAGCCCAGUCUUCACCGAACUGAAAGUAAAAUAGGACAUCUGCACUGGAAAACUAUUAGCAGCUGAUUUCUCAUAAAACAAGAAAGCCAUUGUUUUUCAGGAGCUUGCAUGCUUUUGGAAUCCAUCAGCUCUCCCCCAGCUGGGUUGUGUUAAGCACCACAGUGCCAUCUGGAGUUGAAAAGCAAAGCGCUAUUGUUUCCAAAACUGAAAGGAACUAAAAGCACUAGAAAGACAUAUUCUUUGAUUAAUUUUUGUUCUGUAAAGUCACAAAUUCGAGCUUUGAAAAUUAACAUUCAUUUUCAGUUUGGAGAAAUUUUAGCAUGAAGUUAGUGA
Molecule: messenger RNA, 4573 nt
Organism: Aquila chrysaetos chrysaetos
Lineage: Eukaryota; Metazoa; Chordata; Aves; Accipitriformes; Accipitridae
Gene: ARV1
Product: ARV1 homolog, fatty acid homeostasis modulator
Exons: 5
Coding region: 72-776 (234 amino acids)
Biological process (GO): regulation of plasma membrane sterol distribution; sterol metabolic process; intracellular sterol transport
Cellular component (GO): Golgi apparatus; cortical endoplasmic reticulum
Source: RefSeq, a predicted model, not a curated record